CUCAUUUUAGUAUUCUUUUUACCAUUGAUUAAGUUAGUCAUUUUGUUAUUUUACUAAUUCUGUUUUGAAAAAUGUCUUUAGAAUGCAGUAUAUGUUUGGAAGAUUUCAAAACCUCGGUGGAUCUGCAUAGCACUGAUUGCGGCCAUAUUUUCCACAAGGAAUGUUUAGAUCGCUGCAAAAGCAACACGUCUUCUUUUGCCUGUCCUCAAUGUCGCAAACUCAAUCCAAAAUCCCACAAGAUAUAUUUAAAUUUGGAAAAGCAAAAAACUGAGGAGGAUGUAGAACAACUAAAAGCUCAACUUAUGCUGGCGGAAUUAAAGUUGCAGGAAAUGAAUAAAACUCUUCAAACUGAGGAAAAAAGUUCUAACUUGAGUUCUCAAAUGAUAAGUGAAGUAUUGAGUUCGCCCUUUGAAUUGAAAGGUAUAAUAAUGAAGGGAGUUUCUAAAUCGGAUAUUAAAACUCCUCUCAUCGAAACAAUUUUAAUGUUUGCUAAUAUUAUGAAAGUACCAUGUGAGCACUCCGAUAUUGAAACAGUGUUUAUUUUUGAUCGAAAGUUUUUUCUAAGGACUCGAAAUUAUAACGACAAACUCAACAUAGUUGUAAAAUUUAAAACACAAGAAAUGAAGAAUUUGUUUCUUAGCAAUAAGAAAAUUCUGUCUCCUCGAGGAAUAAUAUUUAACGAAUUUGUGGACCAAGAUACAAAUGCAUUAUUUGAAUAUGCCAAAUCUCUGCUAUCCGCUAACUAUAAACACAUAUUUUGCAGACAUAACAGUAUUUUUGCGCAGAAAGAUGACGGUGAUAUUUCACACCAUAUCAGUAAUAAAAACGACGUUGAUAUGCUAAUGUCAUUGUAACUAAAUAUGUAUAUAUGUAUCUUUUUUGUAAUAAACGAUGAUAUGUUAAUAUCAUUGUUAUUAAAUAUGUAUCUAUCUUUUUUUAAUAAACGAUUUUUAUGCAAACUCUAA
Molecule: messenger RNA, 965 nt
Organism: Bactrocera tryoni
Lineage: Eukaryota; Metazoa; Arthropoda; Insecta; Diptera; Tephritidae
Exons: 2
Coding region: 72-854 (260 amino acids)
Source: RefSeq, a predicted model, not a curated record